Molecule: messenger RNA, 1560 nt
Organism: Helianthus annuus (common sunflower)
Lineage: Eukaryota; Viridiplantae; Streptophyta; Magnoliopsida; Asterales; Asteraceae
Exons: 4
Coding region: 157-1341 (394 amino acids)
Cellular component (GO): plasma membrane
Molecular function (GO): protein binding
Source: RefSeq, a predicted model, not a curated record
UACUUGCUUGCUCUAUAUAUUCCCGUUUCAUCACCGCCUUCUUUUUCUCAACAAAAUUAUGACAAUCUUUCUUUAAAUUCACUCAUUUAUUAUUUUGCAAAUUUGUUACAAUAAAUUCAUAUUUCUUGAAGGGCGACAAUAACCAACCCAUCAAGCAUGAGGGAAAGUGAAGCUCAGAAGCUCAAUUUCUUGCUCAUUUUCUCACUUGUACUGAUUUUCUGUUUCAAUGGCUCCCAAUGCAGCUCACUGCAUAACUCCCUAAUAUUUGAUCAAAGAGCGGAUAACUUGUUGCCCGAGAUUUCUCCGACCGGAAAUCCUGAACCCCUAUAUCCUCUUCUUGGACCGUCUCCCUUCACAAUCACAAAUAACACCGCCCCAAAGUUAUCAGGCCUCUGUACGCUAGACUUCGAUGCGAUAGAUACCAUGAGGAGCAUUACUGCAACUGAUUGUUUCACGGUAUUUGCACCGUACCUUGCCAAUGUAGUAUGCUGUCCACAACUUGAAGCAACUCUCGUGAUACUCAUUGGUCAAUCCAGUAAAAAAACCAAAACACUUUCGCUAAACUCGACUCACGCUAAACACUGUCUUUCCGACUUUGACCAAAUUCUCACGAGUCAAGGUGCGGAUAACACUUUGCAGCAGAUUUGUUCCGUUGGUCCGUCAAACCUAACCGAAGCUUCUUGCCCAGUAAAAGAUGUUGACGGGUUUGAAAAAAUGGUCAACACUUGUAAGAUUCUUGCUAGUUGUGGGAAGAUUGAUCUUGUUAAUGAGUGUUGUCGGGAGACGUGUCAAAAUGCUAUAUCGGAAGCUGCCAAGGAUCUUGCGUCUGUUUCUAAUGAAUUUGAUGCAAUGGGGAUACGACGUAUGUCGGAUAUCUCGACUCGGGUGAUUAACGAUUGCAAAAGUAUUGUUUUGAGAUGGUUACGUGCCAAAGAAGCCCUUAGAGGUUUAGCUAAUUGCAAUCUUAAUAAAGGAAAAUGUGGGAAAGUGGAUAUUGCGAGGGUUCUUUUCCAAGGUCUAAUUGACAAAGGCUUGCAACUUGAUGUUCGUACAUAUAACGUGAUGAUCAGUGGUUUUUGUCGGGAAGGUCAGUUGGGGGAAGCAAAGUUAUUGUUUCUUAAAAUGGACCAGAGUGGAUGCCCCCCAGAUAAUGUUACUUACCGUGUUUUUCUCCAAGGAUGUCUAAAGAACAAGCACUAUGAUGAUAUAAAGAUGCUUUUAAAGGAAAUGGAUGGAAGAGGUUACUCACUUGAUGCUUCGACUUUAUCAUUAUUUAUAGAUCAGAUAGCAGCUGGUUGUUUAGAUAGAAGUAUGCUUAAGUUGUUAGGUAAGCUUGUCUAAAAAGAAUUAAUGGACCAUCCUAGGUUGUGCACCUGAAAUAGUAUAUGUGGGAUAAGAAAUGGAGACUAUAACUUGCAAAAUGUGGAAAGUGGGAAUCUCUGCUUAAUUCUAUUUGCUGUUCAUGUGCUUGGUUGCUUGACAUGUGGUUUUCAUGUGUUUGGUCAUCAGACAUUCUGCAUUUAAUGAAUUCACAUCUGUGUUUGUUGUAGUUUUGUGAUA